CUAGAGGCUUCGGUUGUACACUACUCAUUUUGGUAGAUUUUGGUCUUAUAAAAUGCGACAACCAAAUGGAGCGUGUGUGUAGAUUAUGUUUACACGAUGGUCCUAACUUGGAAUCCAUCAAGAAUCUUUCGACCAAUUGCACUGAACAAGAUGAACCCAUUAGUGAGGAUUUUUUUCAACUUAUUUUCCGGUAUUUAUCGAUACAGAUAAUUAAGCAUGAAUCUUCAGAAGAAAUAGUUAUUUGUAGCACCUGUCGAUCAUCGAUACUAGAUUGGCACCGGUUUCGAGAGUGCUGUAUCCGAAAUGAUGAAAUUUAUCAAAAACUUGCCUUAGAGGUAAUUACAGAAAAUCUCACGCAAACGAUCGAACCACGCAAAGAAUCCGAUAUCGAUGAACCAAAACAAGAAAACAGCUAUCACGAUGAUGUAGCGGAGAACGGAGAAGAUCCCGAUUAUUCGGAAGAUUGUCUGUACGACGUUCAGUGCGAAGAUUCAGCAAGUACUCUAGGCGAUGAUUUGCAAGACCAAUUGGACCAAGAGUCUAACUCUGAGAACAGCUCGUCGCCAACUUCCAAGAUACCACUGAAAAAACGCGGAAGGCUCAAGAAGAGCAAAGUUCGUACUCAAGAGGCAGAAAUCAAGUGCGAAUCUCCGGAGUUUGAAAAAACAGUUAAGAAGCGAGGUAGACCCAAACUGGCCAUCAAAGCAGAGCGACGAGCCGAAGUUUGUACGAUAUGUGGAAAAUUUAUCAAGAACAUUUCAGAACACAUGCGAAUCCAUAACAAUGAAAAACGGCAUCAAUGUCCGUUUUGCCCGAAAGCUUUCGUGAGCGCUUCCAACUACAAUUCGCACGUGAAUAUCCACACGCGUGCAAAAAUGUACAAAUGCGACCUGUGCGAUAAGCAGUAUCCAAUGCUCAACGGAUUGAAACAGCAUCGGAAAACACAUCUGAAGGAACGUGUUUAUUUGUGUCCGGUUUGUGGGAAAGCUUACUAUCAACCGACUGGGCUGGCCAGACACAAACGAACCCAUUUCGAGGAACCGAAAAUCAAGUGCUCCGAGUGUGAUAAAAUGUUUCUCACCAAUGCUGACCUACGGAAACACUUCACCAAGCAUCUGGACGAAAAACCAUUCGCUUGUGACAUCUGUGGACGGGCGUUUAGGAGAAAGGAUAACCUUGUAACUCACAUGAAAACGCACCGGGCGAUCAUCCAAACUGCAGUCAAAAACGAUCCUCCUCCACAAGUACGGUUAGCUGCUGAGUGAUAGUUGGAUAAGUAUUAAUGCAUCGAACUACUGUAAGACGGAACAAAAAUUCAUCAGCAAUAAAACACAUUUUAUUAAAAUUCUCAACUUGAAAAUCUCAUGGAGAAAUUCGACUCGGUACGUUCAACAAGAUCAAGAUCAGUCUUUCGAUGUGCAAGGUGGUAUGCAAAAUUCAACAUUCAAUACUCAUCAGUACAAAUUUUAUACGGCAAC
Topomyia yanbarensis is the source of this 1478-nucleotide messenger RNA. Its product is annotated as zinc finger protein 501-like. Gene Ontology annotation, cellular component: nucleus. The transcript is spliced from 4 exons. The record is from RefSeq and is a predicted model, not a curated record. Gene Ontology annotation, molecular function: zinc ion binding. The coding region runs from base 66 to 1265 and encodes 399 amino acids. Lineage: Eukaryota; Metazoa; Arthropoda; Insecta; Diptera; Culicidae.